This is a messenger RNA of Symbiodinium pilosum, 3222 nucleotides long. The record is from the annotation of a GenBank genome assembly. NCBI's taxonomy places the organism in Eukaryota, Dinophyceae, Suessiales, Symbiodiniaceae.
AUGGGCAAGGGUGGCAAGAAAGGCAAGGGAUCGUCUGCAAAGGGCAGCGGAGGCUCCAAGGGUGCUGGAGACGAGUCUUUGAGUCCAGCGCUGCUCAACAGCUACAUCAAAAAUUCCUGGACAGUUGAAAGUUUGUUCCAAAACUGCACAAGAUACCAGACCAAGUUUAAUCAUAUUCACGUUUCUGCUUGCUGGAACAAGCUCGGGCACUUGGCGAAGGAAUCAGAGGAAUGGUAUCUUCUUCCCAGCAACGUAGAGGCCCUGGAGUCACUCGCGCAGCACACACUUGAAAUUUCCAAGGGCGCCGAUAUUCAGGCACGGCAGCUGGCAAACAUAGCGCACGGCAUCGCCAAGAGUGGGGCUUGCAAGAGUGGCUCUGCGACCCUGACUACUUUAAUGACCUCAUUGGCAGGAGUACUGCACAAGCAUCUCAGCGAUUGUAAUUCCCAGGAGCUGGCUAAUGUUGCGUGGGCAUUUGCGAAAUCAGGCCAGGUAAGUCCUGAUCUGUUCUCUGCACUUGCGUCGACUGCCAAGCAAAAAUGGUACCUUGACAACUUCAACGCGCAGGAAGUUGCUAACAUCACGUGGGCUUUUGCAACGGCGGCCCACACUGAUACAAAGCUGUUCGAGGCAUUGGGAGGGGCCGUCGAACAGCGUUUAGACAGCUUCAGUACCCAGGGACUGGCCAACACAGCCUGGGCCUUUGCCAAAGCUGGUGUCCUGGAUUCCCGGGUCUUGCGGUCCAUGGGCGCCAUGGCCCGGCAGUGGAUAGAGCACUUCAAUGAGAUGGACCUGGCCAACAUGGCUUGGGCCUUUGCAAGACUGGGCCAGUUUGACUCAGACCUCUUCUCAGCCUUGGCCAAAUCGGCUGAGUGGCAUCUGGAGAAAAAGAGCUUCAACGCACAGGGUCUUGCGAGCACCGUGUGGGCAUUUGCAAAAGCUGGCUAUCGUGAAGCUGGGCUUUUCGAGGCUUUCACCCAAGCCAUAUGUGAGCGCUUGGGUAGGAAGCAAGGUUCAGACUUCAACUCGCAGGACCUGGCGAACAUCGCCUGGGCUUGCGCAAAGGCCUGUCAUCUGGAUGAUGCGCUCUUCAAUGCAUUGUCCGAAGCGGCAACAAGAUGUCUGGACGAUUUCAACGCGCAGGACCUCUGCAACAUAGCAUGGGCUUUUGCAAAGGCAGGGCACUUCAACGAGUCGCUGUUUAAGUCGGUGGCCAGGUCGUUCUGCAACGGCCGGCGGAACCUCGACGACCUCAGCGCCCCACACAUGGCCAAUAUCGCCUGGGCUUUCGCCAAAGCGGACGUGCCGCUGGACGUGGGCUUGUUCAGUGCUUUGGCCCGUUCUGCUGAGCAGCGAGUGGGGGACUUUACGACACAGGAAACGGCGAUUCUGGCAUGGGUCUUCGCCAGCGCCAACCAGCUGGAUGAAGGUCUGUUUGCAUCCUUGGGGAACUCUGUCAUUGCUGCCUUGGGCGACUUUGAUGAGGAAGAGCUUGAUAACAUGGAGUGGGCCUUCGGGCGCGCGGGCUGUAAGAAAGUCGUGAAGGCUCUCCAGCAGAGGAAGAAAGCCAGUGGCCUCGGCGGUAUGACGUCUGUUAGUAACGCGCUGGAUGUUCCCAAGUGUGGCCAGAUUGUGGUUGCCGGCGGUGGCAUCGGCGGCGCCGCCGUUGCCGUAGCGCUGCAAAGCAAGGGCUUCGACGUGCUGGUCCUGGAGUCUGAUCCCAGCUUCGAUGCCCGAAAGCAGGGCUAUGGCUUAACCAUCCAAGGUUACGGCUCGACCACACAAGCCUUGGGCAUUGACCUGGCCAGGGAUGACGCCCCAUCCACGUCUCACUACACGUUUUCAGAUUCUGGCGAAAUCCUGGGCUUCUUUGGAGAGGCCUUCGGCAGCACAAGCAAAGAUCGAAAAGAGAGCCAAACUGCCUCCACUGGUCGUUUCAUCCACAUCCCACGUCAGAUGUUGCGCCGAAGGAUCGUGGACAAGCUGCGCCCCGGAACGAUCCGCUGGAACUGCAAGCUGAAGAGUUUCAAGUGCCUGGAAAAGAAUGGGGCCACUCAGAAGCAUGGAGUUAAGAUCACGCUGACUGAUGGCACGGCCCUACAGGCGGCUCUGUUGGUUGGUUCGGAUGGAAUAUUUUCAACUGUUCGUCGGCAGCUGUCGCUGCCUGGUGACCGACUGAACUACGUGGGCUUGGUGGUUGUGCUGGGUAUUUUGAGCGAGGAUGAGAUGUCUGUUACUCUGGCUCACCGUCGAAUCUUCGAGACUGUUGACGGGUGCACGAGAAUCUAUGCGAUGCCCUUCACCACAAGCUCAACAAUGUGGCAGCUGUCGUUCCCCAUGGGCGAAGAUGCUGCCAAGAAGCUGUGCAAGGAUCAAGCCGCGUUGAAAGAAGAAAUUGUGCGACGAUGUGAGGCCUGGCACAGCCCAGUGCCCGAGAUGUUGCGCAAGACUCCCUUGGACUCCUUCUCGGGUUAUCCUGUCUAUGACCGCGACCUGUUGGAGCCCCAGAUUCUUCGGCCUGUCCCAGAGGCUGCAAGGCGAGUGACUUUGAUCGGUGACGCGGCCCACCCAAUGACGCCAUUCAAGGCUCAGGGGGCCAACCAGGCCCUCAGCGACGCUGUCCUCUUGGCCGAUGUUCUUGUUGAGAGCCUCCACAAGCAUGGGCUCGCAAACGGGCUCGAGGAAGCCCUGCCUCUCUUCGAGAAGAAGAUGUUGGCCCGCUCAGCAAGGGUAGUGGUAGGUUCCCGGGAGAAGGCGAGAGAAAUGCACAGCCGGCUGGCGCUUCAGCCCGCGCGGAAGGUGCAGCGUGAGACGGGUCUGGACCCACAGAAGGCCAUCCGCAUUCUGCGUGAGAACGGCAUUGGAGCCGAGAGUGCGGCAGAUCCCCGUGGUCUAGAUGCAGUCGUUGCAGAGGCCAUUGGGCAAUCUGGUUCCUUCGAACUGAAGCUUCCCGUUGCGCAAAGCACUGCACCCAGCCGGCCCAGAAAGCGCACAAGGGAGCGCACCAUGGAGGAGAAGCCGGCAAAAAAGGCGAAGAAGCAAGCAGUCCCGGCGGAGUCCACGGCAACCGUGCGACAGCCGCUCUGGGGCUACUUCGAGGAUGCCUGGCAUAAGUGCUAUCUUCUGGAGAAGAAGAAGACUGGUCGACAGAAGGUCCAGUGGUGCAAAGAUGGCACGCAGAGUAUCCUGGAGGCAGACUGCGUCCAACCGCGUGUGAAGAAG